GUCUGGUGGCAAGCAAUAGCCAUUUAACUCUAACUAAAAUAUGAUUUAUUGCACACUAUUUUUGAUUUAAUCUUUACCAAAGGGAAAGUCAAAUUAAAUGAGCUUGUUUUAAAAUAAGAACUUGAAUUUUGUCACUCUCAAAACUUUACAUACAUUACUCAUUAAAGAGAGCAAACAUACAGAUUAAGAAGAUUUGAAGAAAUAAUAAAAUUUAACACUCGUGAUAAAAUAUUUCUUCUGUGAUUACAAGGUUAGAGCAAGGUUUCUCUUGCUAUUGAGAUGCAAAAAUAGCCUGCAGAACAAAAGCCUGUAGUUUGAAUGUGCAAAACUGGGAUCAGAAACACACCAUUAACGAUGUCCUACAGUGAAGUCAGUGGACUCAUGGUGAUUCAUGAUCAGCAUGUGACGUAAAUGAGAGAGAACUAUGCAUUUGUCAAUAUAAAGAGCUCAGCGUUCAUACAAUGUUCUUUUAAAGCUCAGGGUAAUUUUACUUCUCAAACUCUGUCUUUUUAAACUCUCUGAGACGUUUUAGGACCUGCACUGAUAUGAUUUUAUAAGAGACAAUUAAAGUGUUUUACUGCUGAUCAAUACAGGAUGCAGUUAAUGAGGCCAGUAUUAAGACCAGUGUAAAUGGGAAUGGCAUGAAAAUUUGCCAACGAAUUCAAGAUGAUCUACACACACUACUUCCCAUUGUCCUAUUUGCAAUUAUUUGAAUGCCCCUCAAUUUGCAAAAGCAUAUGAUGAUUUCCUGUGUAUUUCCAUCAUAGCCUAGGAUGCACUGUGAUUGGGUGCUUGGUGCUCCUUCAAAUAUAAUAAAGACCCUUGACAGGAUGAGAUGACUCCACAGAAGUUGAACCUCAACAUCAACUCAAUAUGAAGAAAAGUGCUCUCAUCUUUCUCAUUCUCACAGCUCUCUUUGAGGUGGCUCUCUGUGGCCUCUAUGGGAAUGACAUUUAUCUCAGAAAUCUCAAAACAUGGUCAGAGGCCAGAGAAUACUGUAGAGAGAAUCACACUGAUCUGUCUUCAAUCACCAGGAACAAUGAAAAUCAAAACCUCCUCGAUAAUCGGAAUACCUACAGCAAGCCAUUUCUGGCCUGGAUCGGCCUGUACAGCGAUGCCAAUGAUACAUGGAAGUGGUCAGGAGGGAAAAAAGCGUUGUUCGACAGGUCAAGACUGAUGAACCCAAAUGAUAGAAACAGAUGUGUGGCACAAAAUGAAGAAGGCUGGUGGAAAAAGGACUGUGAGGACGAAUUCAACUUCUACUGUUUUCAAAGCAAACUGGUUUUGGUGAAGGAAAACAAAACGUGGGAGGAGGCGAUGGAGCAGUGUCGCCAGCAGCACACUGAUCUGGUCAGCCUGCGUGGUGAAUCUGCUCUGAUUAAAACCCUGCAGACUUGCAGGGAAGCCCAGACAGACCACGUGUGGAUCGGCCUGCGUUACCUGGCUGGCAACUGGCUGUGGGUGAACGGGGACGACAUGAGGUACUAUGCCCGGAGCCAAGAGAAGGCGCCACAGUGCCCCGCCAAGAGUCGCCACUGUGGGGCCCUCUCACUGGAGGGACAGCUCUGGGACAGCCGGGACUGUGAAGAAAAACUCAACUUUGUGUGCUAUUGAAAUAAUAUGUCUUGAUUUGCAAAGAUACGUGUCAAUUUAGGUGUUCAUCAUAUAUCAUCAUAUAUCAAGCGAAGUACGUAAGUUUUCUUUCCAAUAGAUAAUGUUCUUGUGCUGUAAUGGUUUGCUAGUGUUUACCAUUUGAUUAGAAAAGUAAUGAAGAUAGUCUAAUGUAAAUAUGAGGAACAGACAAGAUAUUAAUAAUAUACUGUUUCCCUAAGCCAUUAUAUAAAAACAUUUAUACAAUGCAUGCUUGAGCUGUUAUUGAUUAGCACAUUGAACACACCCCAGACUGGACUAAACCCCUAGACAGCAGAACAGGUCAACAACUCGAAAUAUCUUGGAGUACUGUUCCACCUCAUCUUCAACAAAAAAUAAAACAAAAGAAAACCUACGAGCAUCACACAUGCUGCCUCUAAAAUCAUCAGACUCCCUAUACCAAAACUCUCAACAGGCCUAGCAAUUGACUCUGAUGACUCCCUCAAUCAUCACUUCAGAUUACUGCCAUCUGGACGGCUGCCUCUCUGACGACUCUGAUGUUUUGUGUUGGGAUGUAUGAAUGUAUUUAUGGGAACUUAUCUAUAUGUUGCUGUGUUUAUAUCUGUGUGUUUCUAUGUUGAACUAGCUGGGACAAUAAUGACUAAAUAUAUUUACAGAAGUAUCCAUUAAUGUGCACUGUUCCUUUAACUUUAAACUGUAUACAUACAUAAAUGAAUGAAUCUAAACCUAAAUAUAUAUUCAUUUCAUUACAAGCACAUUAAAAGCUGAAUUUGUGAUUCAGAA
Molecule: messenger RNA, 2394 nt
Organism: Dicentrarchus labrax (European seabass)
Lineage: Eukaryota; Metazoa; Chordata; Actinopteri; Moronidae
Product: secretory phospholipase A2 receptor-like
Exons: 2
Coding region: 874-1614 (246 amino acids)
Source: RefSeq, a predicted model, not a curated record